Messenger RNA from Chanos chanos (milkfish), 2016 nucleotides. RefSeq names its product lysyl oxidase (gene lox). Lineage: Eukaryota; Metazoa; Chordata; Actinopteri; Gonorynchiformes; Chanidae. Gene Ontology annotation, molecular function: protein-lysine 6-oxidase activity; copper ion binding. The coding region runs from base 137 to 1354 and encodes 405 amino acids. The record is from RefSeq and is a predicted model, not a curated record. Gene Ontology annotation, biological process: collagen fibril organization; peptidyl-lysine oxidation. The transcript is spliced from 7 exons.
UCUAUCUCUCCUCCAGCCGAUUCAAUACAACUUUUGAUAAACUUCUGAUGGCUUUUCGUGUUUUCUCAGUGUUUGAGUAGUACAGAAAUAUAUUUAUUAUUUUGCAACAGAACAUCAAAAUCAGGUGUACCUGAAAAUGCGUUGUUUUACUUUGAACUCGUCUUUGAUUUCAUGCAUUUUAUUUUGCAUCUUGAGUUGUGCUUUGAGAAACGCUCUCACUCAGCUGCAUCCAGACUCAGGAGCAGCACGUGCGCAACGGACAGGUCCUUUUCGACGAAUCCAAUGGAGAAACCAUGGACGUGUUUUUAAUUUAUUUAGUCGCGGUUCUGAAUACGUUCCAUCGAGCCAAACAGGGCAGAGAGGUGAAGGCGGUCCGCUUGUUUUGAUCAGUGAGAACAAUGAUACAAGAUCAGCGAUCAACUCAAGGCUGCCUGAUGCAAACUUGCAAACUUCAAGGACCACGGAUUCUCAGGUGCGCGGCGUGCGCCGACGCCAAGGUGGGGUGCUUAGACAACGGCAGUCAACACAGUCUGACACGAAUCCCGUUGACCAAAGACAAACGGAUACAGCACCCCUCAGCGAUUUAAGACCAGAAGACAGAAUGGCAGGGGAUGAUCCUUACGACCCUUACAAAAAUCACAAUAACAUUCCCUAUUACAAUUACUUUGACUCAUAUUACAGACCAGUGCCUCGGACCAGGAACAGAAACGAUUAUGGGACUAGACAUUUACAAAAUGGUCUCCCGGACUUGGUACUGGACCCCUCCUACGUCCAGAUUUCUACUUAUGUCCAGAGAGUGCCUAUGUAUAACCUUAGGUGUGCAGCAGAGGAGAACUGCUUGGCAAGCUCCUCUUAUUCGGCGAGGGACUAUGAUACCAGGGUGCUGCUAAGGUUUCCUCAACGGGUUAAGAACCAAGGAACGGCGGACUUUCUCCCGAGCAGACCACGCUAUGCUUGGGAAUGGCACAGUUGUCAUCAUCACUACCAUAGCAUGGAUGAGUUUUGCCAUUAUGACCUGUUGGACGCUAGCACACAGAGCAGGGUGGCAGAGGGACAUAAAGCCAGCUUUUGCUUAGAGGACACGUCAUGUGAUCCUGGCUACUACAGACGCUAUGCCUGCACAUCACACACUCAGGGAUUGAGUCCUGGCUGUUAUGACACCUAUAAUGCAGACAUUGACUGUCAGUGGAUAGAUAUCACUGAUGUGAAGCCUGGAAAGUAUAUCCUCAAGAUUACUGCGAAUCCUGGCUACCAGGUGCCUGAGUCUGACUUCAGUAAUAAUAUUGUUCGUUGUGACAUCCAAUACACUGGCACUGCUGCCUACGCAUCAGGGUGUUCUUUAUCCCAGUAUUAAAACAUUCCAAGUAUCUCUUCAAGAUGAUGGUGACCACUGAGGCCUGUCAAGCAUCUAUGGGACUGUUACAAAGCCAGUUUAUAAUUAUCAAAAAGAUAGAGAAGCUUUUUGAACCUUAAGUGCAACUGUUUUAUUGGUACUUAUUUUGAUAAUUUAGUUAAUCUAGGCUACUAAAGAAAUUAGACAAACUUGGAAACAGUAACAAUGCUGCUGUUAUAGAGACUCUUGCUUUAUUGGCUUUAAUGCUACAUUCCUAAUUUCUGAUACAGUUUAAAUAAUAGCUAAUUAUGACUCAUAUGGUUAUUAGUCAGUGCAAUUUUGUAAUGUACUGUAUAUCAAAUACAACACAAAUUAUAAUCUUCUCUUUUGAUGGCAUAACUCAUAGCUCAGAAUUUUACUUGUAUCACCAUUUACUUUUUUUUUUGGUAACUGAGGAUAAUUUAAAAACGUUUUAAUUUUACAGAUAAGCAUAUCAUUAUAGUCAGUUAAGUUUCAGCCUUUUAGAGACAUAGCAGAAGUUUAGGAAGAUAUGAGAUCAAAAUUGUGCAUGACCUCUCACAAGUCAGUGAUCUAACAAACUGCUUGUUUAUGUAAACUUGCAGAUCAUCUGACUAAAUAAGGUGCUGUUGUUGUCAUGAACCACUGUAUAAUAUGACGUCAAA